Molecule: messenger RNA, 696 nt
Organism: Neurospora tetraspora
Lineage: Eukaryota; Fungi; Ascomycota; Sordariomycetes; Sordariales; Sordariaceae
Product: HIT-like domain-containing protein
Exons: 1
Coding region: 1-696 (231 amino acids)
Biological process (GO): nucleotide metabolic process
Molecular function (GO): catalytic activity
Source: RefSeq, a predicted model, not a curated record
AUGGCUUCCUCAAGAGGAACCGACAAGAAACCCCCAGCAACACCAGCCCCAACCUCUAUCGUUCCCGACGCCAACACCUUCGACCCCGGCCUUCCCGCCUCCAAGACCAAGACCAGCAACACCAGCAACGACUCCGACACCCAACCCAACUGUCCCUUCUGCCACAUCUCCUCGACCUUCCCCCCAUACCCGCCCACCUCCCCUCCUACCCCUUUCCCCCCCACAACCUCCACCUCCCCCCAGCCACAAACCUUCCUCCUCCUCUCCACCCCCCUGCUGAUCGCCUUCCUCGACAUCAUGCCCCUCUCCCCCGGCCACCUUCUCCUCUGCCCGCGUCGGCACGCCGCCAAACUAACCGACGUUCUUCCCGAUGAAGCCGCCGAGCUAGGCCGUUACUUACGGAUCCUUUCGGAGGCGGUGACGCGGGCGACGGGGAUCAAAGAUUGGAACGUGGUGCAGAAUAACGGGGCGGCGGCGGCGCAGGUGGUGGAGCAUAUGCAUUUUCAUGUCAUUCCCAGACCGGGGCUGAGGGAGGCUGAGAGGUUUACGAGUACGAUGUUUGGGAGGGGGAAGAGGGAGGAUUUGGAUGAGGAGGAGGGGGAGGGGUUGGCGGAGAGGAUCAGGGGGGAGGUGAGGGAGGUGGUGAGGGAGGAGGAGGAGGCGGAGAGGAAACGGGGGUUGAGGGGGAAGUUGUAG